Molecule: messenger RNA, 2176 nt
Organism: Haliotis rubra (blacklip abalone)
Lineage: Eukaryota; Metazoa; Mollusca; Gastropoda; Lepetellida; Haliotidae
Product: cytoglobin-2-like
Exons: 3
Coding region: 600-1235 (211 amino acids)
Molecular function (GO): heme binding; oxygen binding
Source: RefSeq, a predicted model, not a curated record
UAGACAUAGUUUAAGGUGGAUAUUAGUUCGAAUGAGUGAGUGAUUUUUACGACACAGAUGCGAUAUAACAGAUAGGACAGAGAUUAAAGUAAUCGAAUCUUGAUCAUACGAACCGGUUUUCGAUCUGCACAUUUUCCAGUUGAGUGACUACACUAAACCAGGCAUAACACUGACAAACACCCCAUCCUAUAUGUUUACAAGCUAUGAAGUACUGGGGACCUAGUGUAUACCGGAAGGCAACAAAGUCACCGAAGAUUCGUCAUCGACGGACGAAUUAAUCCCGGAGAAUACCGAGUCGACACGAAGGUGUGUUGCACAUGCAUUGAGAUGUAGUGGCAUACAUAGGAAUGGUUCCACCUGGAACGGACGUGCAUCUCGUGGAGAUUCGUGACUACCUAGCUGCAAGACGUGCGUAUACACAGUUCCACGCCGUGCUGUCACUUAUCGACCGAGGCCUCGGAUCUAGAUCUGAGUUUCUUUAGUGUGAGCAGACGACACGAUACAAGGCAGACGGCAGCAUGUGGAAGCUGCAGCUCUCAUCAGAGACAGGUCAAGACGGGGUUCAGUAGGGAUGCCAUGUAACCGGAAGUGACGUUGUUAUGGGUUGCGAGAACAGCAAACCCACAGUGGUGCCAAAUGCGCAUGUCGAACCGGAUCCGGAAGUUGUUACAACUGACUUCAGUGAUACACAAAUAGACACCAUCAGAAGCACGUGGCCAGUAUUAUCACGUGAUGUCAUCAGAAUAGGAGCGGAAAUAUUCGUCCGUAUCUUUAUCGACGCACCGGGUGUGAAGAAAUUAUUCGAAAAAUUCAGUGUGUACAAGGUGGAUGAUCUUCGGAAGAACCCUCAGUUCCGGGAUCAUGCCGAGAAGUUUAUGCAGGUCAUUCAGAACAUCGUGGACAACCUUGAGUGCCUCGCACCUGUCACCCAGCACGAGCUGAUGGCACUCGGCGCCUCCCAUGUGCUGUUCGACGGCUUCGACACCCACUACUUCAGCGUAUACUCCAAGUGUAUGCUGGAAGUAUGGGAGCAGGAGCUGGGGGAAGAGUUCAUUAUGGAGGUGAGGGAGUGUUGGAAGGCAGUGUUUGAGUACCUGGUCACACAGAUGACCGAGGGGUAUGACAUGUGUGUUCUAGAACAAAGGAAGGGCAUCGCUACUAUGCAAGACAAUCAACACCGGAAUAACAAAGUGCAGAAGGAAUAUGAUUUUCUACCGGAUGUGAACGCAACAUAGGUGAUCACGUGAUUGUCAAACAAUAGACGAGCGGGGACUGCGCAUGCUCAAGUGAUUCAAUAUGAUGGAGGGUGUGUCUUUUCAUAUAAAUGUUCAUAAAGGCUCACACCUUGUCAAACAGCAUACUGAUGGGAUGUAAUGGGUCCUGUUGGAACAGAGAAGCCUGUCACAGCAACCUUGGAUUAACGUGUAGCUAUAAGAUAGUUAACAACCUUGUUCUCUGACAAGAUGCAGCUGAACGGACAACUAAUGUAAUGUAUAAAGAAGUCGUCUGUUGGAUCACCAAAACCUAAUAAAAUUAAAAUGGUUAGUUGUACACAAUAUUCAAUCCCUGGAUUCGUCCCUGUUACAAUAAUAAUCUGUGAGGCUCGAAAUGUGUAAGUUGCAAAUGUUACGUCAUUCAUAUUUAUUGACUGCUAAACUGUUUGAUAGUCAAAACUAAAAUGGUUAACAUCGCAUGGGUUCUUACUGUUCCCAACGACGUGAUUACCGGGAUGCUGUUCAAAGUGGAGGUACGCCCUAACUCAAACACUCACUCGCUGACACACUAGUGACGUCACCACUUCGGCGUGAUGUGUACAUGUUAGCCAGUAAAUGCAGCAGCCAGUCACGACAAGUUGGUAUAGCUGAUAUACUGAAUAUAUCCUCAUGGACAGUCACGACAAGUUGGUAUAUAGCUGAUAUACUGAAUAUAUCCUCAUGGACAGUCACGGCAAGUUGGUAUAGCUGAUAUACUGAAUAUAUCCUCAUGGACAGUCACGACAAGUUGGUAUAGCUGAUAUACUGAAUAUAUCCUCAUGGACAGUCACGGCAAGUUGGUAUAGCUGAUAUACUGAAUAUAUCCUCAUGGACAGUCACGACAAGUUGGUAUAGCUGAUAUACUGAAUAUAUCCUCAUGGACAGUCACGGCAAGUUGGUAUAUUAUAGCUGAUAUACUGAAU